This is a messenger RNA of Vigna umbellata (rice bean), 3397 nucleotides long. RefSeq lists its product as uncharacterized. The record is from RefSeq and is a predicted model, not a curated record. Gene Ontology annotation, biological process: protein phosphorylation. NCBI's taxonomy places the organism in Eukaryota, Viridiplantae, Streptophyta, Magnoliopsida, Fabales, Fabaceae. Gene Ontology annotation, molecular function: ATP binding; receptor serine/threonine kinase binding; protein kinase activity.
AGUCAUACUGUGUGUGUGUGUGGUUGUUACCUACAAGAAAAGUAAUCGAUUCUCAUACAUUAUCUCUUCAUUAUUGAAUGGCGAUAUCUAGAAACAAUUGAUACAACAGGAUGAAAAAAUUCACCUCAUCAUGUGUCAAAAUGCCAAUCCUCCCUUUUCUCUCCUUCCUCUUUCUGAUCUUUGCAAACUCUCAGUCUCACUCUUUGAUGUAUGAUGAAGAGCAUGCAGUCCUAUUGAAGAUAAAACAAUACCUGCAAAAUCCACCGUUCCUCAAUCACUGGAUCCCAUCAAACUCCUCACAUUGCACUUGGCCGGAGAUCACAUGCAUCAAUGGCUCAGUCACUUCACUGACUAUGUUCAACACCAACAUCACUCAAACACUGCCACAUUUCCUAUGUGACCUCAAAAACCUCACACAUGUAGAUUUUCAGUUUAAUUUCCUUCCUGGGGAGUUCCCGAAAUCUCUCUACAACUGCUCCAAGCUUGAGUACCUUGACCUCUCACAGAACCUCUUUGUUGGUAAGAUUCCUGAUGACAUUGACCACUUGGCUGGCUUGCGUUUUCUUAGCCUUGGUGGCAACAACUUCUCUGGUGAUAUUCCAGCCAGCAUAGGGAGGUUGAAGGAGCUACGAAGCCUUCAACUUUAUCAGAGUCUUUUCAAUGGUACUUUCCCUGCUGAAAUUGGGAAUUUGUCCAACCUUGAGUUGUUGUAUGUGUUCUCAAACCACAUGUUCCCUCCUACAAAGUUUCCAUCAAGCUUGACCCAGUUGAAUAAAUUGAAGAUUUUUGAUAUGCAUGAAUCCAACUUGGUAGGGGAAAUCCCCGAAACCAUUGGAAACAUGGUGGCAUUGGAGGAAUUGGAUUUGUCAGUAAAUGGUUUGAGUGGAGAAAUUCCCAAAAGUUUGUUCAUGCUGAAAAAUCUGAGCAAACUAUAUAUUUACAAGAACAGCCUCUCUGGGGACAUACCCGAAGUGGUUGAAGCAUUCAACUUGACAGAAAUUGAUCUUUCAUACAAUAAUCUUAGUGGGAAAAUACCAGAUGAUUUGGGAAAGCUCAGCAAGUUAAUAUUCUUGUCUUUGUCUACGAACCAAUUAUCAGGGAAGGUACCAGAAAGCAUUGGUAGUCUGCCAGCUCUGACCGAUUUUGUUGUUUUUCACAACAAUUUAUCAGGCACUCUUCCACCAGAUUUCGGUCGGAUCUCAAAGCUUGAAACUUUUCAGGUUGCAUCUAAUAGUUUCACAGGAAGUUUGCCAGAGAACUUGUGCUACCAUGGAAGGUUAGUUGGUUUAACUGCUUUCGACAAUAACCUGAGUGGGGAGUUGCCAGAAUCUUUAGGAAGUUGCAGUAGCCUGCAAAUUCUGAGGGUUGAAAACAAUGAACUUUCUGGCAACAUUCCUAGUGGUCUAUGGACAUCUUUUAACUUAUCGACCAUUAAGAUAAACGAAAACAAGUUCACUGGUCAGCUUCCUGAAAGAUUGUCUGAGAAUCUCAGAGACAUAGGCAUAAGUUACAAUCAGUUUUCUGGUAGAAUUCCACAUGGAGUGUCUUCCUGGAAGAAUAUUGUGGAAUUUAAUGCCAGUAACAACCUCUUCAAUGGUAGUAUUCCACCGGAGCUAACAUCUCUUCCUGACCUAACAAUUCUUCUGCUUGAUCAUAACCAGUUCACAGGACCACUUCCUUCAGAUAUAAUAUCAUGGAAGUCCCUGAUAAAUCUAGAUUUGAGCCACAAUGAACUCUCUGGAGAAAUCCCCCUUGCAAUUGCUCAGUUGCCUGCCCUUAAUAUUUUGGAUUUAUCAGAGAACAGAAUAUCUGGCCAAAUUCCACAUCAACUAGCUCUUAUGAGACCCACAAAUAUCAAUCUGUCCUCCAAUAGUUUGGUAGGAAGGAUUCCAAGUGAACUUGAAAAUCUUGUUUAUGCUAGGAGCUUUUUGAACAAUCCUGGUCUCUGUGCUGACACUCCAGUACUAAACCUUAUCUUGUGCAAUUCCAGGCCUCAAAGGGCAAGAAUUGAUAGAAGAUAUGCAUCUCAUGUUAUAAUCAUAAGCCUGGUGUUAGCAGCCUCCUUGCUGGCUUUGUUGUCAUUAUUUUUGAUGAUCAGAGUUUACAGAAAAAGAAAGCAGGAACUGAAAAGGUCAUGGAAGCUUACUUCCUUUCAAAGGCUCAGUUUCACAAAAGGAAAUAUCGUAUCCUCAAUGUCAGAACACAAUAUUAUUGGCAGUGGUGGGUAUGGUGCAGUGUAUCGUGUCGCUGUUGGUGAUACAGACUAUGUCGCAGUGAAGAAGAUACUCAGUAACAGAAAGUUAGAGGAGAAGCUUGUAAGUUCAUUUCUUGCAGAAGUUGAGAUACUGAGCAAUAUUCGUCAUAACAACAUUGUGAAGUUGCUAUGCUGCGUCUCCAAAGAGGAUUCUCUUCUCCUUGUCUACGAGUAUCUUGAAAACCAUAGCCUUGAUAGAUGGCUGCACAACAAAAGUAAGCAGACAGCUUCAGGUUCAGUCCUUGACUGGCCAAAGAGAUUACAUAUAGCCAUUGGAGCUGCUCAAGGUUUGUGCUAUAUGCAUCAUGACUGCUUACCACCUGUUGUUCAUCGUGAUGUGAAAACAAGUAACAUCCUGCUGGAUUCUAAAUUCAAUGCCAAAGUUGCUGAUUUUGGUCUAGCCAUGAUGUUGAUUAAGCCAGAAGAACUUGCAACCAUGUCAGCUGUGGCUGGUACAUUUGGCUAUAUUGCUCCAGAAUAUGCUCAAACAACAAGGGUCAAUGAGAAGAUAGAUGUCUACAGCUUUGGAGUAGUCCUAUUGGAACUGACAACAGGAAAAGAAGCUAAUCAUGGAGAUGAGUACUCAUCUCUGGCAGAAUGGGCGUGGCGCCACAUUCAGAUAGGAGCAGAUGUAGAAGAUAUUUUGGACAAAGAAAUUAAGGAAGCUUGUUACAUGGAUGAAAUCUGCAACAUCUUCAAACUUGGGGUGAUGUGCACUGCAACACUUCCAGCUAGUAGACCUUCCAUGAAGGAAGUCCUGAAAAUUUUGCUCUCCUGCAGCAGUCCACUCAGCAUUGGAGACAAGAAUGUUGGCUUCUAUGAUUCUGCUCCACUUCUUAAGAAUUCAAAAUGGGAAAAUAAUAUGGAAUAUUAUACCGAUGAUGAUUGAAUGUUGAUGAAGCUAGGUGGUUUGCAUCCUUGUUCAAGAAUCUUCUUAUCUGUCUGAUAAACUUUAACCAAAUGGCUAGUUUUGAAGUCCGAAAAUAAGACAAUGGAAGUAGUAGAUAGAGUAAAGUAAUUAGAUAGAGUAGAACAUAUAUAGGUUCAGAUUCAGCUCAGGUCAUGGAUUACUGUAAUUGAAGUACUUUUCUAAGAUCUUCAUUUUCCAUUUUCUGAAGAAAAAUAUCCGCAAGGUUUUCUUCA